Molecule: messenger RNA, 315 nt
Organism: Penicillium vulpinum
Lineage: Eukaryota; Fungi; Ascomycota; Eurotiomycetes; Eurotiales; Aspergillaceae
Product: putative quinol monooxygenase
Exons: 2
Coding region: 1-315 (104 amino acids)
Source: RefSeq, a predicted model, not a curated record
AUGGUUUAUACAAUUGUCGUCCUAAAAGACCUCCGCGCCAAGCCAGACGAAGAGUCCAUUUCCAAGCUCAAGGCCAAGCUUGUUGAAGCCUCCAAUGUUUACUCGAAUGACAAGGAAACCCUCUCUUGGUUCGUGAUGCAGUCUGUGUUCGACAAGCAAGAUUUCACAAUUGUCGAGCGUUACGCCCAGGAAUCGUCGCAGGAGUACCACCUCAACAACCCUUAUUGGAAGACUUUUGACCCUUACGUGAUUCCCUUGUUGGAGAAAGAUAUGGAUAUGCACCGGUUGGAGGAGUUAGAGGGCUCUACCAUGUAA